This is a messenger RNA of Perca fluviatilis (European perch), 1101 nucleotides long. RefSeq names its product macrophage mannose receptor 1-like. The record is from RefSeq and is a predicted model, not a curated record. Lineage: Eukaryota; Metazoa; Chordata; Actinopteri; Perciformes; Percidae. The transcript is spliced from 6 exons. Bases 1 to 1101 code for a protein of 366 amino acids.
AUGUGUAACGUAGAAAGUAAGCUGCACAUCUGCAGUCACACACAGACGGAGAGGAACAGAGAAGAGACCAGGAUGGAGAAAGUUCUUCUGAGCGUCAUCAUCGCCGUGUCAGGGCUGAGUGCUGUCUCAUCACCUGCCAGACGUCAGUAUUAUUUUGUGUAUGAUCAGAAGAACUUUACUGAAGCCCAAAGUUACUGCAGAGAGAAACACACAGACCUGGCAACUAUAGACAACAUGGACAAUGUGAAGACCCUGAACAACAUGGCAGAUUCAAGCAAAAUGGUCUACUUCAUAUACAGCUAUCUAGCCUGGAUAGGGCUGUACGAUGACAUGGACAGCUGGGAGUGGUCACUGUCAGAAAAAAGUUUCUACAAACCUGGGGAGACGGAGUUCAGACACUGGAAGACAGGAGAACCGAAUAAUAAAUCCGGUAAAGAACACUGCACAGAGAUGUAUGAUACCGGGCUAUGGAACGACAACGAUUGUGAAACCUCCAGGAGGGCAGUCUGCGUAGAUGUCAGAGGGCCAAAUUUGACUUUUAUCUUCAAUAACAUCUCCAUGAAGUGGACCCAGGCCCAGAGCUACUGCAGACAACACCACACAGACCUGGCCAGCAUUAGAAACAUGACGGAAAACCAGAAGGUACGUGAUGUAGCUGCAGGACACAGUGUCUGGAUCGGUCUUUUCAGAGAGUCCUGGAAGUGGUCGGAUGGAAGUAACUCCUCAUUCAGGUACUGGAGUCAGAAAACUAAGGAACCCAACAACAACCUAGGGGCCGAGGCUUGUGUGGCUGCAGACUUCGAAGUCUCUGGGAAAUGGGAAGACUGGCCCUGUCACUACAGGAGAGCGUUCAUUUGCUACGGUCCAGAAGUAGUGCCUGUUUCAAAGAAAGUGGUGAAAGUGAAGUUUGAGAACAAGAACAACCUGGAUCUAAAUGACCCUGCUGUGAAGAAGGCCAUGUUGAAGCAGCUCAAACAGAAGCUCAGGGACCAGGGCCUGGACAACAAUAUCAAACUGAGCUGGAGGAAGCAGGCCGAUGGAGAAGUCUUUCACAAGGAAGAGAAAGAGGCAAAGAAGAGGAAGAAGAAAGAUGAGCUGUAA